AUGUCGUUCAACGCUUUUGCCGAUUCAUUCUCCAAGCGAUUCCAGGAGAUAUCCUCGACGGUCCAGCAGAAGGCUCAGGAAGCUCAGUUGGAUAAAAAACUGAAGGACCUGUCGCUGAGCGUCAGCCAGCGGACGCAGGACCUGACCUCGAACUUGCCAUCGCUGGCGCAGACGACGCAGCGCCGGGUGCAGGAGCGGCUGGGCCAGGUUACAGAUAUUUCGCAGAUGCCCGAGGAGUAUGUGGAGCUCGAGCAACGGGUGGACAGGACGAAGUUAAUUUACGACAACUUCCUGAAGGUGUCGCAAAUCUACGAGUCGGAGAGCUACGACUACCCGCAGCACAUCAGUGACUCGGUAAACGACUUUUCGAAGACCGUGACUGGCAAGGUGCAGGAGUUGACCAAGGCGACUACGACCGAGGAGGCACAGAGCAUCCUUAUUUCCCCUGGCCCAGCCCGCAACCCAAAGACGCUGAACUACGCGCUCAGCAAGGUUGCGUUGACCUCGAGCGAGUACCUCAGCAAGUCGGGCUCGGACGACGUUGUAACAGCUGAUAUUCUGCUCAAGUACAGCGAUGUGCAGGCGAAGAUUGCACAGGCCCGGUUGCAGCAGGACACACUGAUUCAAACCCGGUUCAAUCGGCGUCUGCGGGAAAAGCUGAACACCCAGUUUGCGGAGGCUAUGCAGUCGCGCAAACAGGUGGAUCAGAAACGGCUGCAGUACGAUAUCGCAAGAGCGAACUUCACCGCUGCACGCCCGGAAAAACAAGCCUCUCUGCGUGUGCAGAUGGAGACCCUAGAAGACCAAUUUGCGCAAAGCACCGAAGACGCAGUGGCCUUGAUGCAAGCUGUGAUCGACGACACUGAGUUCUUGAAAGAGUUUCAAGAGCUGGUUACUGCGCAGCUUGGGUUCCACAAGGCGGCCGCAGAGCUUCUUUCCGGGUUUGCAACUGUUUUCGCCGCAGAUUCGGCAGUCCACAUUUCCUCAGCUGACUACAAAUGA
Molecule: messenger RNA, 1002 nt
Organism: Eremothecium gossypii ATCC 10895
Lineage: Eukaryota; Fungi; Ascomycota; Saccharomycetes; Saccharomycetales; Saccharomycetaceae
Gene: GVP36
Product: Gvp36p
Exons: 1
Coding region: 1-1002 (333 amino acids)
Source: RefSeq, marked provisional